AUGUUACGGCAGUUUUUCCGAGGGCCAGUUCCGAUGUCGUUGCUGAGACGGAGCCUUAGCUCAGCUGCACCUGCUACCAGCGCUCCUGUCAGCAAAGAGGCUCUGAUGAAGUUGAGGAAGCGAACUGGUUACAGUUACGUGAAUUGUCGAAAAGCCUUGGUGAAAUUUGGAGCUGACAAUCUUACGGAAGCGGAGAAAUGGCUUCGAGAACAAGCGCAAAGCGAAGGAUGGGCUAAAGCCGCCAAGCUCGGUAGCCGUGUAACGACCCAAGGGCUUGUGGGUGUCAAAUCAACUGGUGCGAUAGCUGCCAUCGUCGAGUUGAGUUGUGAAACCGACUUUGUGGCCAGAGGAGAGAACUUCAAGAAACUACUCGAGCACCUGGUAGAAUCUGUUCUAAACCAUGCCCAGAAGCACAUUCCAGAAACGUUGCCGAAUAAGAUUCAUUCUGUUGAUCUCGCCCCAAACCUCCAAUCGCUUGUUGAUGCGGAUGGAGUUUCUUUUUCCGAAUUACUCGCAAUGGCUGUUGGUAAGCUAGGUGAAAACAUCACUGUGCGGAAUGUUCGUGCUCUAUACGCACCGUCAAGCUCUUCCCUGCACUCAGCAGCCCAUCCAAAGGAGGGCAGUGCCUCCGUUAGCAUGGGCAAAUUCGUCUCCGUAGUAGCAAUUAAGAGAGCCCAAGCUGAAGGCCUUUUCCCAACAGAAAAGUUGGCAGCACAACUUUGCCAGCAUGUGAUCGGAAUGCGGUCAGAAACAUUAGGUGAACCGCCACAAGAACAGAAAGUUGAGGAGAAGAAAGUGCAGGCUGAACAGAGUCGUGAUGAGUUGAACGAUUUCGAGGAAACACAGGUCAUGCGGAAUCGAUUAUCGCACAACACACCUGUUUUCGAAAUUCCCAUCGAAGAUGUCGACGAAUAUGUAUUCCUCGGUAGCCAACUGAAUAUGAUGAACGUCUUGACCGGAGAAUCAGACGCCGCAAGGGCUGGAUGGGCUGCCUUCAACCCCACGACGUCUAUAGACGAGGACGAGACGGCGCUUUUGCGACAGGCUUUCAUGCUGAAUCCGUCUCAAACCGUGUAUGACUACGUGAAGGGCCACCAGGCGGAAAUUGUGGAUUUCGUUCGCAGUGAGCUGGGGGAAGCAGCGGAAUAA
Molecule: messenger RNA, 1149 nt
Organism: Ostertagia ostertagi
Lineage: Eukaryota; Metazoa; Nematoda; Chromadorea; Rhabditida; Trichostrongylidae
Source: the annotation of a GenBank genome assembly